AUGCAUACAAACAUAUGCAGACAAUAUCACUUGCUUCCACUGGUAGUGCUUCUGGCAUGCGCAUGCGUCGCGCGUGCCGAACAACAAAUAAUAACGCCAACGCCGCCGCCACCGGCAGUCGAGUCAACAACAUCAGAGCGGCCAGCAGCAGCAGCAGGAGCAGGAGCUGCGCCAAUACAAUUGAAUGAAGGAGAACUGGUGGCAGUGGCAGUGACUUUACCUACACCAGCAGUGAAGCCGCCUCCGCCAGCGGCAGAGGCAGCAGCAAAUGAUGCUGAACAUGUUAUUGCCAAUGUGCCGACAACAACAGUUGCAGCCAUAGCAGCAACAUCAACGGAAAUGCCCGAAUAUCUCAAAAACUGUUUCUAUGUGGAGGAGGACUUGUGUCUUAACUGGGACCACAAUGCAAGCAAUGAGGAAACAGCUGCGCCGGCAGAGCGCAUAGAUACACCAGCCGCUGCUGACAUUGCUGAUGCACAGCAGUUGCCAGCGUUGGCGCUAACCAGCAACUUGACGACACAACAGCAGCAGCAAGCGUUGCCCAAUAGCAGUCAAGAGCAAGCUCCAGCACAGCUUAACCAUGAGCGUGAUGCCAACAACGGCUGCCAGUGCCGUGAGCAUCCGACACGUGCCAAUUCCUGGUAUUGUUGCAACAUAACGAAUUUAACCAUGAUAUCCAGUUGCAACAGCAAUAUUAGUAAAUUGAUAAAUCUGCAUGUGCGCAACAUGACGCUGCAAGCCAUGGAUUUGUCCAAUCCUAUAUAUCGUUCACUGCAAUCGCUGGCGGUGACUGAUGGCAAGAUUACGCAGGUGACCAAUGCAUUUCCACGUCACUCCAAACUCAAGUGCCUGAACAUAUCAAAUAAUAAUAUUGAGGAAAUUGCACCAAGAGCUGUGAAGGAUGUGCCGCACUUGGAGUAUCUGGACAUAUCACACAAUUUAUUAUCUCGUGUGCCCAAUUGCAACAAAAAUAAAAACAUUGCACUGGACAUUAGUGGCAACAUGCGCAUGCUUUGCGCUUCACUCAACGAAUUCAUAUACAACGAUCUAUUCUAUUUUGUUAAUCCGGAGCGCUCGUUCUGCUUGUAUAAUGCAACGCAUCAGUGGUUUAAUUCAACGAAUCUGGUGUCGGUCAAGCAAUUGGAGAGCAUUAAGAAAUGCGGCACCAAAUGCCCGAGUAUACCCAACUAUGGCAACUGCUCUUGCAAUAUCUAUAGCAUUAUGAUAAUACAGGACGAUCAAUCGCGCACGGUAUGCAAUGUGGACUGCUCGAAUCUCGGCUUGGUGGAGCUGCCGCAUCAGUUGCCGGACAAUACGUUUACGCUGAACAUAAGCAACAAUAAGAUAAGCAGCCUGGGCGAUCACUUCCAUACGAAUCCAACGUACUAUAACAUUGUCAAAUUGGUAGCGGAUAACAAUCAGAUAUCUUCUAUAUACGAAUUCGAGGGCACCAAGUUUAUUGAACAAUUUCAACGACUCUACAUACGCAACAAUUCGUUAAGCAAGAUACCGGAAUACUUUUUAAAUAACGCUCUGAUGGACUCGGGCUAUGGACGUCGCAUCUAUUUGGCAGAGAAUCGACUGCAAUGCGAUUGCAAUUCGGCCAAGACACUGCAGAAUUGGCUUAAGGAGCGCAGCAACGAUAUACCGGACUAUAUGGACAUACGUUGCCGCAAUUUGCCGCAAAGUGUUAUGGAACUGCAGGAAAUCAAACUGUGCCAAUCGCCGCCCGAUCUAACCGAUUAUAUAUACUAUUUAAUUGCGGCCGAGGUGCUGCUGUUAUUAGCAUUAAUUACAAAAGUUUCCUACGACUAUUGGGUGUUCAAAACAGCGGGUUACUUACCUUGGCCGGCUAGUAAAAUGCCAAAGCUGCCUUGCGACUGGCUGUGUGAAUCGUAGUUUAGUUUAAUUUAAACCUCAGCCACCACCCACUAAGAGAACCACCCACUAUCUCCCACUGUCAUUGCAGCUUACCAUGUGCCUUAUAUAUAUACAUAUAUAUAUGUAUGUUUAAAUAAUAA
This is a messenger RNA of Drosophila busckii, 2021 nucleotides long. It is a transcript of the gene hfw, whose product is annotated as protein halfway. Gene Ontology annotation, molecular function: protein binding. The transcript has 4 exons. Bases 1 to 1899 code for a protein of 632 amino acids. NCBI's taxonomy places the organism in Eukaryota, Metazoa, Arthropoda, Insecta, Diptera, Drosophilidae. The record is from RefSeq and is a predicted model, not a curated record.